Messenger RNA from Adineta steineri, 1338 nucleotides. NCBI's taxonomy places the organism in Eukaryota, Metazoa, Rotifera, Eurotatoria, Adinetida, Adinetidae. The record is from the annotation of a GenBank genome assembly.
AUGGAAUAUAAAAAACUUCUUAUUGGCAAAAACGAAGAAGAUAUAGAGAUGGCGGCAAAACGAGCAAGUGCAUAUAAUGCAUCACCAGAAUGCAAAAGUGAAUCAGAGAGGAAAAACAAUACUAAACAAUCUACUCGUCCACAAACAGGAUCAUCUCUAUUUCAUCGGAAAGCAAUAUUGCCUUUAAUUAUGAUUGUCAUUAUAAGCCUAAUAGUUAUCAUUAGUAUUACAAUAUGGAUUAUUUUCAUUAAAAAGACCGAAAUAACAACUAAUACAACUACAGCUACAACUGAUGUAUCGACAACAGAAACAAAAAUUCUCACAACGUCGACAACAAUGCUUAUAACAUGGUCAACAAAAACAUCAGUUCAUACAAUAUCAACAACAGACAAUACAAUGCUUACAACGUCGACUAAUUCUCAUACAACAACAAAGAAUGACCCAAAGUUCAACAGAUGGAAACAAAAUGCCAGCACUGUGGCUGGUGGAAAUGGAGAAGGACAACAAUUAAAUCAACUCAAUUGGCCUUCUGGAAUCUUUAUUGAUAAAAACAAAACUAUUUUCAUUGCUGAUCGUUGGAAUAAUCGUAUUGUUAAAUGGAAAUACAAUGCAACAACAGGACAAAUCAUCGCAGGUGAAUACGGUAGAGGACAACGAAUAAAUCAACUGCAUAGCCCAGCAGAUGUUAUUUUUGAUCAACAAAAUCAUUCGAUCAUCAUUGCUGAUUUUGUGAACAGACGAGUGAUUCGAUGGUUUAAUCAAAAUCAACAAAUUCUCAUCCACAAUAUUGACUGUUAUGGUUUAGCAAUGGAUAAAAAUGGAUUUCUUUAUGUUUCUGAUGAUAUAAAGAAUGAAGUGAGACGAUGGAAAAUGGGAGAAUACAACAACGAAGGAAUUGUAGUGGCAGGUGGUAAUGGAAAAGGAGAUCAACUCAAUCAACUCAGUACUCCUAGUUUUAUCUUUGUUGAUGAAGAUCAAUCUGUUUAUGUAUCAGAUCAACACAAUCAUCGGGUUAUGAAAUGGAGAAGAGAUGCAAAGGAAGGAAGAAUUGUAGCUGGAGGAAAUGCUCACGGAGAAAAUCACAAUCAAUUAUUUUAUCCUCGAGGACUAACUGUUAAUAAUUUGGGUCAAAUCUUUGUGGCAGAUAGUGAAAAUCAUCGAGUAAUGCGUUGGUAUGAAGGAAAAGAAGAAGGUGAAAUUGUUGUUGGUGGAAAUGGUCAAGGAAAUCAAACAAAUCAAUUGAAUUAUCCCCGUGGUUUAUCUUUUGAUGAUGAAGGAAACCUUUAUGUUGCUGAUUCGGGAAAUGAUCGAAUCCAAAAAUUUGAAAUUAUAUUGUGA